Elephantulus edwardii (Cape elephant shrew) is the source of this 942-nucleotide messenger RNA. It is a transcript of the gene CCDC85B, whose product is annotated as coiled-coil domain containing 85B. Lineage: Eukaryota; Metazoa; Chordata; Mammalia; Macroscelidea; Macroscelididae. The coding region runs from base 126 to 734 and encodes 202 amino acids. Gene Ontology annotation, cellular component: nucleus. The record is from RefSeq and is a predicted model, not a curated record. Gene Ontology annotation, biological process: negative regulation of DNA-templated transcription. The transcript has a single exon.
CCUACAGCCUCUGCUGCAUCCGCCACUGCCUACCGCCCGCGAGCGGGAGCCGGAGCCCGAGCGACGCCGGGCAGACGUGGGGCUCCUGGGCGGUGGCGGGCGAUGCUCCAGCGGCCUGAGCAGCCAUGGAGGCCGAGGCGGGCGGCCUGGAGGAGCUGACGGAUGAGGAGAUGGCGGCGCUGGGCAAGGAGGAGCUGGUGCGGCGCCUGCGGCGGGAGGAGGCUGCGCGCCUGGCGGCGCUGGUGCAACGCGGCCGGCUGAUGCAGGAGGUGAAUCGGCAGCUGCAGGGCCACCUGGGCGAGAUCCGCGAGCUCAAACAGCUCAAUAGGCGCCUCCAGGCUGAGAACCGCGAGCUGCGCGACCUCUGCUGCUUUCUGGACUCGGAGCGCCAGCGCGGGCGGCGCGCCGCGCGCCAGUGGCAGCUCUUCGGGACCCAGGCGUCCCGGGCGGUGCGCGAGGACCUGGGCGGCUGCUGGCAGAAGCUGGCGGAGCUGGAGAGCCGCCAGGAGGAGCUGCUGCGGGAGAACCUGGCACUUAAGGAGCUGUGCCUAGCGCUGGGCGAGGAAUGGGGCCCCCGGGGCGGCUCCGGUGGCGCUGGGGGCUCCGGCGCCGGACCGACCCCCGAGCUCGCCCUGCCCCCCUGUGGGCCCCGCGACCUGGGAGACGGAAGCUCCAGCACCGGCAGCGUAGGCAGCCCCGAUCAGUUGCCGCUAGCCUGCUCCCCUGAUGACUGAGGGCGCUGUUUCCUGGGCACCGGCACCCACCUGGAUUGCGCCUUGAGCUCCAGGAUUGCGGUGGACCUCGGGACCCGGGCGCCGUCCCGGCUUCGCCCGAGGAGCAGCCGGCAUGGACUGAGAAACCUUGACUUCGAAAAGAGCCCCUUACCUUUGCCUGUAUGGUGGAGGCUGGAGCAGAGGGGUUUCCUGGGCUGGGUGGGGGCAA